GGGUCGCUCAAUAGAUGAAUCAUGCAUGCCUGGUCAUUGCUUCCUAAUCUUCCUGCCGGGCUACAGGCAUUAGCCUACAUGGCGGACAGUGUUCAUGUUGUGAUGGGCUACUCUGGAAGGUGGCUGCUCUGGACUGCUUAUUUGCUAACUUCUGUUCGUCAGCAUGACGCAGUGAGGGUGACCAUGAGGGAGGAGAGUGUGGAGGUGGUCCAGGGGGACUCUGUGACCCUGCCCUGCUCCUUCUUCACCAUGAGCCCCCUGUCCAGACUCAACAUCAUCUGGACACUGGCUCCUUUCUCCCACCCAGACUCUCCCUCCCAGGUGAUUGUUUAUGACCACGGUCAGGUGAUCGAGGACCCCUCCCUCACUGGCAGGGUGGGCUUCGCGGGCAUCCCUUGGAGCGCCGAUAUCGUGCUGAACGACACGCGCGUGUCAGAUGCCGGAGCCUACCGUUGCGUGGUGAGCAACCCGCCCGAGACUGGCGACCCUGGCAUCGGAGAGCUCGCCCUCAGCGUCCUGGCACCUCCAUCUCUGCCCCUGUGCCUCUGGGACGGAUACACGGGUGUGGGGGGCACGGUCACUCUGUCCUGCAUGGUGGCCGAGGGGGUCCCCACCCCAGAAAUGAGGUGGCACAAGCUCCAACCAGAAGAGAUCUCUCUACCCAUGAACAUGAACGGGGAUCUCUCAGGGUCCGUCCGGAUCGUCAACGUGUCGUCUCAGAACUCGGGGCUGUAUCGUUGCUCCGUCACCAACCUGCUGGGGACCCAGAACUGCUACAUCAACCUGUCGGUGUACGGCCCUCCGGAACGUUCCCCAGGGAUACUGCAGGGGGUGCUGCUGACCCUGUCCAUGGCCUUGGUCCUCGUGGCCCUGACGGUGCUGGUGCUGUGGCUCCACCGCUCGAGCCGCGAGAGGAAGUGGAGGGACGGGGAGGAAGAGGAGUGUUACAACGAGAUAAGGUACACGCCCUCUUUGAUGAAGCGCUCGUUUGUCUGAGCUCGCCAUCCACGGACGGAGGACAAACCCAGACGGGCCGCGAUAGCGAGCCACCCCACCGGCUGUGGAGACUCGCCGAAUUGGUGGAACAUUCUACCGUGUUCUGAAAGGAGAGGUCAAGAAUAUGCCGCAUGCGUGCGAACCGUGCCUUUACUCCUCGCUGUGCCCCCAUUUUGAAUCACACCUGUUAAAUA
Messenger RNA from Osmerus eperlanus (European smelt), 1190 nucleotides. RefSeq lists its product as uncharacterized. Lineage: Eukaryota; Metazoa; Chordata; Actinopteri; Osmeriformes; Osmeridae. The record is from RefSeq and is a predicted model, not a curated record. Bases 22 to 996 code for a protein of 324 amino acids. The transcript has 6 exons. Gene Ontology annotation, cellular component: cell-cell junction.